AUGGCGACUCGCGUUGACGAACAAUUUGAUCUUGUCGUGAUCGGCGCAGGGCUCUACGGGCUCGCCUCUGCGAAGACACACCUGGCCCUGCACCCAGAGCAGUCGCGCCUCGUCAUCGAGUCCGAGGCAACAUGUGGAGGGACGUGGUCGCGCGACCGGUUGUACCCGGGCCUCAAGACCAACAACGUCUGGAGCUCGUAUGAAUACCCAGACUUCCGCAUGGACAGAGCAAAGUACGGCCUCGAGAGAGGCAAGCACAUCCCCGCAGAGGUCAUGCACCGCUACUUCACCGACUACGCAGAGCACUUUGGCGUCCUGCAGCACAUCCGCUUCAACACCAGGGUCGAGUCGGCCGAGGCAGUCCCUGACAACAACAACGGAGGAGGAGGAGGAGGAGGAGGCUGGAUCAUCACCACCUCCUCACCGUCCACAGCCUCAACCACAUCCCGCAUCCAUGCCAAGCGACUCAUCGUGGCCACCGGCCUCACCUCCCAGCCCAACAUGCCCACCUUCCCCGGCGCCGAGUCCUUCACCCCGCCCCUCUUCCACGCCCGCGACUUCUGCAACCGGCGCGACAUCCUCGCCACCGCCCGCCACGCCGUCGUCGUCGGCGGCGCCAAGUCGGCCAUCGACGCGGCCUACGCCUUCGCCACCUCGGACGUCUGCACCGGCGGCGUCGACCUGCUGAUCCGCCCCUCGGGCAGAGGCCCCGUGUGGAUGAGCAACGUCUACGCGACCCCGCUCAAGCGCAAGGUCGAGUCCCUCGUGCUCACGCGCGCCCUGUCCUGGUUCAGCCCCUGCCCCUGGGGGGACGAGGACGGCUACUCGUGGGUGCGCCGCUUCCUCCAGGCCACCUUCCUCGGCAACUGGCUGGUCCGCCUGCUCUUCUUCGUCAUCGGCUCCGACGUCCAGCAGAGCUCCGGGCUCGGCCGGCACCCGGAGACGAAGAAGCUGAUGCCCUGGAACGGCGCGCUCUGGGUGGGCAGCGAGCUGGGCAUCUGGAACUACGACGAGGACUGCCUGGCGCUGGUGCGCGAGGGCAAGAUCAGGGUGCACCUGGCCGAGGUGGCGAGGCUGGAGGGCAACAAGGUGGUGCUGGACAAUGGCGUGCAGAUCGAGACGGACGUCGUCGUGUGCGCGACGGGCUGGAAGAAGACGUCGCUCCCGUUCCGGUUUGUCGGCUUCGAGCCCGGUCUCGCGCAGAAGGGCGAAGAGCGCGAGGCGCUCAUCAAAAAGGCGGACCAGCAGCUGUUGGCAAGGUUCCCGAUCCUCAGAGACCAGCCGAAGCUGCGGCCCGAGCAGAUCGCCCGGCGGGAGAAGGACGCAAAGCACGAGGCGGCCACGCGGGGCGAGGACGCUGCCAACGAGCCCCUCCGCAACUACCGCUUCAUUGUCCCCUCGCAGGGCGUCGCGGCGAGGAACAUUGCCUUUGCCGGCCUGAUCUCGCCCUUCUCGACGGCCAUCAGCUCCCAUCUCCAGGGGCUGUGGAUCACGGCCUUCUUUGACGGCAAGCUCCGACGCGCACCACCCACCGAUGAGAAGGCGGUCGUGGACGAGAUCAUGCUGCACACGCAGUUUGGCAAAUGGCGCCACCCGUGCAGCUACGGCCGCCAGGUUCCGGACAUGUCGUUCGACUCGGUGCCCUAUGCUGAUAUGUUGAUGAACGACCUCGGGCUCAAGGUGCGGCGCAAGAGCUCGGUGUUUCAAGAAUGGUUCCGGGCCUACAAGCCAUGGGAUUACGCUGGUGUCGUCGACGAGUAUCGAGCACUGCACGAGUGA
This is a messenger RNA of Microdochium trichocladiopsis, 1779 nucleotides long. Its product is annotated as putative dimethylaniline monooxygenase. The record is from RefSeq and is a predicted model, not a curated record. The transcript is spliced from 2 exons. Lineage: Eukaryota; Fungi; Ascomycota; Sordariomycetes; Xylariales; Microdochiaceae. The coding region runs from base 1 to 1779 and encodes 592 amino acids. Gene Ontology annotation, molecular function: flavin adenine dinucleotide binding; N,N-dimethylaniline monooxygenase activity; NADP binding.